GCUGACGGAUGGCGUCACCACGGCGCGCUCAAGCGCCAGAGCCAACCCAGGCUGUCACCAGAAGGUUUCUUGGCUCCUUUUUCUCUCUGCGUUUUCCCCACCCCUAAAAGACUGACUCAAAACUCAGAGUUCCGCCACGCUCGACAGAAGGGUUUACCGCGUGAGCGGCGUAGCAGGAAGAGGCUCAGGCGGCAGCAACUGCUGAUUGGCAGCAAAGGAGUUCACUCCCUAUCGCCUGCUCGAACUGAGCCAGCGUAGCCAAUCAGAACGAGGACUGACAAAAACGACCCAAUCCUGGAGCUGGGCUGAGGGAGGGGGCGGGAACAAGUGGCCCAGGUGGACUUGGGACCAGAGCCGGCCUGGGGGGAGCUGGUUUGCGGAUGCUGCUGAUACUGCUGCAGUAGUACUGGAUCGUCAGGCAGAGCGCCCUCUCUUUGAGGGGAGUCAUGAGCCGCUUCCUGAAUGUGCUACGAAGCUGGCUGGUUAUGGUGUCCAUCAUAGCCAUGGGAAACACACUCCAGAGCUUCCGAGACCACACUUUUCUCUACGAGAAGCUCUACACUGGCAAGCCAAACCUUGUGAAUGGCCUCCAAGCCCGGACCUUUGGGAUCUGGACGCUGCUCUCAUCAGUGAUUCGCUGCCUCUGUGCCAUUGACAUCCACAACAAAACACUCUAUCACGUCACCCUGUGGACAUUCCUCCUCGCCCUGGGACACUUCCUCUCAGAGUUGCUGGUAUUUGGGACAGCAGCUCCCACAGUUGGUGUGCUGGCACCCCUAAUGGUAGCAAGUUUCUCAGUCCUGGGCAUGCUAGUCGGGCUCCGGUACCUAGAGGCAGAGCCAGUAUCCAGACAGAAGAAAAGAAAUUGAGGCCAGCCUUGCCAGCUCUGACACAUCGUCUUCCACCUCCACUGUCUUCUUCAUUCACCCUCUGUCCUUAAACCAUUUCUGUUUGGCUGCAUCCUUAUCUCCUUCAUCUAGGUUCAGCAUCUUAAGCUUUUGAGAGGGUUUUUGUUUUUUGAUCUUGGAUUUUGUUUUUGGGGGGUUUUUUUUAUGUUUUUAAAUUUUUUAAGGUAUUCAUAAGAAAAAUUACUUAACAUGUACGUAUAAUUUAGGAGUCAUUUAAAGAAAAUACUCUUGUUAAUCCUUCAAAGUCAAGGAAUUCUGAGAAGCCCCCUAAUGUGUCCUCCCCUAGCUAUAACCCCUCUAGCUCCUUUUCCAGUCUUUUGCUUUCCUCCAUUUCUCUGCAUUCCUUCAUCUGACUGGCGUGGUGGGAGCAUAACUGUGACGCCGCAGCUGCUGCCUGCCCAGAGCAGCCGCGGGUAAGGGCUGCUUCAAGGUCCUGAGCACAUAGACUGGGCUCCUUUCUACUGCUGGGCCCAGGGGACAGGCAGUUCUUCUGAGAAGGGCUGCCCUCAUGAGCAGGACCAGGCUCCUCUUUUAUCUACAGGUGGAUGAAGGUUAGAAGAGUCUGGGCUGUUUUUAGACCUUUUGGUCAACUGUAUUUGUGUAAUGCAUUUUAUAAUAAAUAGGGAAACCUUCUAUUCUGA
This is a messenger RNA of Mus caroli (Ryukyu mouse), 1549 nucleotides long. RefSeq names its product ergosterol biosynthesis 28 homolog (gene Erg28). Gene Ontology annotation, cellular component: endoplasmic reticulum; membrane. NCBI's taxonomy places the organism in Eukaryota, Metazoa, Chordata, Mammalia, Rodentia, Muridae. Gene Ontology annotation, molecular function: protein-macromolecule adaptor activity. The record is from RefSeq and is a predicted model, not a curated record.